This is a messenger RNA of Paramecium sonneborni, 188 nucleotides long. The record is from the annotation of a GenBank genome assembly. Lineage: Eukaryota; Ciliophora; Oligohymenophorea; Peniculida; Parameciidae.
GAUAAUUUGAAUGCACGGUAAUAAAAAAAUAGAAUAGAAUUUUAAUGAACUCUUGUUCCUUCCACAUAUUAAUAGCAAAUCUAUAGCAAUUAAUGAAUCAAUGAGAAGAUAAUUGAGUUUGUAAUGCAAAGAUAACUUUUUGUAAUUUCUUGUAGUUUAAAAGGCAGGAAAGGUAAAUUUAGUUUGAA